CACUGCCCCCCACAUUGUUUACAAACAAAUCAGGUUAGUUUUUGGUCGCGCGCCGUUUCACGAUGCUUCGUCGGAAGGAAACUAUGCGUCCCCCAACGGAAAACCCCGUCCAGAACCAGUGCCGUUUGUGUUUAAACAACGCCAGUGAGUACUGCAGCCUUGCGAAUCGCCUCGAGGACAUGCGAACCGUGCAGGAAGUCAUCAAAAUGUUGCUUUCGAUCGAGGACGACCCCGGCCUGCCGCAGCAGAUUUGUGCGAGUUGUAGCAAGGAGCUACUACACAUGGCACGGCUCAAGGACUGCUGGGUGGCCAAUCAAUUCACCCUUGCUCGGCAAGCUUCCAAGAUGGUAUCCGAAGAAAGUAAAGAUAGUGAAGGGACUAAUAUGGUCCAGUUCCAGGCGGACGAACAAGCCGAAGAGGAAAUGUAUCUUGAGGUUGAUGAAAACGUGAGCGAUUCGGAGCUGUUCUUCGCCAAGGCUGAGUUUGGAGAAUUUUCAGUUGAAGAACCUGGUGAUAGGACUGAUAAAACAGAGACAAAUAACGACACCAAGAAAAAAUGAAAGAAACAAGUAUGUCAAAAAAAUGUGGAGAGUUCAAGUUCAGAUGUCACAAGUGCCGUCUCAGCUUUCCGACUCUCAAAUUGAAAAACGAACACCUUAAACUGCAUAACAAGUGUGAAGUUUGCGGGGCCACUUUCAUGGCAAAAAACGAUCUUCGAAGGCACAUGAGAAUACACAACGGCGAGCGGCCGCACGGAUGUCCGCACUGUUACCAGCGCUUUUCCCGGAUGAGUCACCUCAAAGACCACAUAAAAAAGCACGACAACCUGCAGUCCCAUGCUUGCCUGCUUUGUACGAAAAAUUUCCCCGCACUCCAGGAGCUGCUACAGCACAAGCUGGAAGCGCACUCGAACAUGCGGCGAACACAGCGCCAGAAAGCCACCAAAGUGGAACGAUUGCCAUUCGAGGGGGCCAGCAGCGGCGGGACCUUUAUUCGACAGCCGACAGGGAGUGAUGUGCGACGAUCGGUUGUUGUGAAGGAAGAGCAGGUGGAUGAGGAUUACGAGUUAAUUAUAGAUUGAACAUGACAUGAGUGAAUUCUGUGCGUCGUAGUGAUGAAUAAAAGCUGUAAAUUUAUAUUGCAUUGAAAAA
Messenger RNA from Culex quinquefasciatus (southern house mosquito), 1151 nucleotides. Its product is annotated as zinc finger and BTB domain-containing protein 14-like. The record is from RefSeq and is a predicted model, not a curated record. Gene Ontology annotation, cellular component: nucleus. The transcript has 3 exons. Gene Ontology annotation, biological process: regulation of DNA-templated transcription. Gene Ontology annotation, molecular function: zinc ion binding; RNA polymerase II cis-regulatory region sequence-specific DNA binding; DNA-binding transcription factor activity, RNA polymerase II-specific. Lineage: Eukaryota; Metazoa; Arthropoda; Insecta; Diptera; Culicidae. The coding region runs from base 557 to 1081 and encodes 174 amino acids.